AUGAAUUUGAUUUCUAUACUUGCCAUGAACAUUCGAUUGCUGAAUAAUUCAUUCAAAUUAUUAUGUUUUCAAUAUUCUUGUGAAUAUGGUGCAGAAUAUUCUGGUUACCAUUUAGAACCAAAUAAUGAAGCCUUGUAUAAAGAUAUGGAAAUACUUGAUGAAGCUUCAGUAGAUGAAGCUCAACCAGAAGAACUAAUUUAUAAUGAGGAUUUGAUUUAA
Messenger RNA from Cetraspora pellucida, 219 nucleotides. The record is from the annotation of a GenBank genome assembly. Lineage: Eukaryota; Fungi; Glomeromycota; Glomeromycetes; Diversisporales; Gigasporaceae.